CAGACAGAGAGCUGCAGCAUCACACCGAGACAACAACACAGGGAUGGAGAGGAGAGCUGUGCGAGCCUGACAGAGUCUGAUCGAGUCUUUCCCUGCUUUGACCAUCCGACAUGCUGUGCAGUAAACUCUUGCUCGCCGUGUACAUCGUCACCUUCCUGAUGGGGGUCCCUGCCAACAUCCUGGCAUUCUUCACCUUCUACCGCAAAGUUCGACGCAAGGCAGCCCCGAUCGACAUCCUCCUCCUCAACCUCACCAUCUCUGACCUCAUCUUCCUCGCCUUCUUGCCUUUUAAAAUGAAGGAGGCGUCUGAUAAAAUGGUGUGGCUGUUACCCUACAACCUGUGUCCCUUCACUGGGUUCAUUUUCUACGUCACCAUCUACAACGGCACCCUGCUCCUCACGGCUGUGAGCGUGGAGCGCUACCUCGGGGUCGCCUUCCCUCUCAGGUACUCCAUGUGGCGCAGACCUCGCUACGCAGUGUUAGCCAGCCUCACUUUCUGGCUGGUGACUUCUUUGAACCUCCUCAUCGUCUACAUCAUGCCCUACGCCCAGUGGAGUAGAGACGCAGACAGCUACAGCAGCAACAGCACUAGCCCUACCUCACCUCCACCCACCUGCUACCUGGAUUUCACAGACGAUGAACUAGCCAUCGUGCUGCCGGUCCGCCUUGAGCUCUUCCUCGUCCUCUUCUGCAUCCCCUUCUUCAUCUGCUGCUUCUGCUACAUCAACUUCAUUCUCAUCCUGUCCCGUCUACCCAACAUAAGCAGGCGACGUAGGCUGCGAGCCAUCGGCCUGGCACUCGGCACGCUGAUCGUUUUCGCGGUUUGUUUCGUGCCGUACAACGCCUCCCACGUGGUGGGGUUCGUUCGCCAGGAGAGCGAGGAGUGGAGACACGUGGCUUUGCUCUCCAGCACCUUUAACGCCUGCCUGGAUCCGUUUAUCUUCUACUUCUCGUCAGCGGCGGUCAGGAGCAUGUUAAAGCACUGCUGCAGGAAUGUCAUGGACAAGCUGCACAUCCUGAGGUGUAAAAAGACUCCUCAGCAGAGACCCUCCAUGAUCGUACAUCACAGCAAAGCCCCUGUUCACUGAUUGUUCUGCAGGAAUCAGGAACAUAAAGCACCUCUAGGGGACGUGUUUCUUAAUUUCAUGCAAAAAUAAAGGGCUGAUGAUUGUUUUUCUGCUCUAGCCAAGCUUAUCUGACAUUAUCUUCUUCCUCUGUUUUAAGGCAUAUUAAUAAAUCUAAACUCCAGCAUCUUAGUAUUUCUAUA
Cheilinus undulatus (humphead wrasse) is the source of this 1267-nucleotide messenger RNA. RefSeq names its product free fatty acid receptor 3-like. NCBI's taxonomy places the organism in Eukaryota, Metazoa, Chordata, Actinopteri, Labriformes, Labridae. The coding region runs from base 111 to 1088 and encodes 325 amino acids. Gene Ontology annotation, cellular component: plasma membrane. Gene Ontology annotation, biological process: G protein-coupled receptor signaling pathway; cellular response to fatty acid. The record is from RefSeq and is a predicted model, not a curated record. The transcript is spliced from 2 exons. Gene Ontology annotation, molecular function: G protein-coupled receptor activity.